Pleuronectes platessa (European plaice) is the source of this 2258-nucleotide messenger RNA. RefSeq names its product zinc finger and BTB domain containing 18 (gene zbtb18). Bases 431 to 2161 code for a protein of 576 amino acids. The record is from RefSeq and is a predicted model, not a curated record. Gene Ontology annotation, cellular component: nucleus. Gene Ontology annotation, molecular function: protein binding; DNA-binding transcription factor activity, RNA polymerase II-specific; RNA polymerase II cis-regulatory region sequence-specific DNA binding. NCBI's taxonomy places the organism in Eukaryota, Metazoa, Chordata, Actinopteri, Pleuronectiformes, Pleuronectidae. The transcript has 3 exons. Gene Ontology annotation, biological process: regulation of transcription by RNA polymerase II.
CCAGCCCCGAGUGGAGCAGCAGCAGCAACAGCUCGGAAACAUCUGGCCGCCGCAGAGUGCUCCGACUCCCCUCGUCCCCCCUCAGCUCGCCCGCUCCUCCUCGCCUUCGCCUCCUCCUUUCACAGCCCUGUUAUGGAAAUUAGUCCAAAGUCGAUCUAGUUCGGUCUCCGGCUGGACGGACACACCGGCGGCGGCGGCGGGGUUAACGCGGAGGCUGGACCGGACGCCAGGACGCCGGGAGGAAGACGUCGGACCGUGUUGUCUCCUCCCUCUUCUUCUUCUUCUCUUCUACCCACUCAUUGAUUCAGAGAGUGCGAGCGAGGAAGAGAAAGAGCAAGGAAGAAAGAGAGAGAGAGACACACACACAGCCAUUCCCAGCCAGCCAGCCAGAGAGCCCAGCUAUUCUGCUACAGUGGAGUUAAUCAAGUUGAUGCAUUCUGCUGCAGGUUAUGAGGACGGCAGGAUGGAGUUCCCAGACCACAGCAGACAUUUACUCCAGUGUCUGAGCGAGCAGCGGCACCAGGGCUUCCUGUGCGACUCCACGGUGCUGGUGGGCGAUGUCCAGUUCCGUGCGCACCGUGCUGUGUUGGCCUCCUGCAGCAUGUACUUUCACCUCUUCUACAAGGACCAGCUGGACAAGAGAGAUGUGGUGCAUCUCAACAGCGACAUUGUCACAGCCCCGGCCUUUUCCCUGCUCCUGGAGUUCAUGUACGAGGGCAAGCUGCAGUUCCAGGACCUUCCCGCGGAGGAUGUGCUGGCAGCGGCCAGCUACUUACACAUGUAUGACAUUGUGAAGGUGUGUAAGAAGCGUUUGAAGCAGAAGGCCACGACGGAGGCGGACAGCACGCGCAGAGAGGAGGACGGUGGCUCCAGCUGCUCUGAUAAGGCAGACAGUCUAUCAGACGGUUCCACCGGCCGGCCUGCGACUGCUGACCUGCUGCACAGUGAUGAAGAGGAGGAUGUGAAGGCAGAGAGUGCACCGCUGUGGCUGAGGCUGCCGUCAGCGGACAGACCAGCGACACCGGCCUUAGCUACAACCAGCCCACAGAGUCACAGUGAGGCUGUGACACAGGCUGCGGAGAGUCUUCGGGAGAGAGGGAAGCUGCUCUCUCCGGCCGGAAGCCCCUCCAGCUCCACUGGAUCCCUCUCCCAGAGGUCCCACCGCUCCGUGAGCUCUCGUGGAGCGCACAGGGGCAGGAGGGUCUCAAAUGAUGUGGCUGACUGUGUCCUGGACCUGUCAGUGAAGCCUGUCCCCAGUAGCAACCACAGUAACCACCACCAAUCCUACUACAGCGGUGCAGCCACACCAGACCGCCUCCAAAGCCCAUUGGCUGUGAGGGUGAAGGUAGAGAGAGGCGUGGCUUCAGACGAGGAAGAGGAACUAGGAGGUGCGGACUAUGAAAUGGAGCACAGCGGCAUCACCAAGGCCACAGUUCCCAGUGCCAACGGGGGCCUGACCCACCACGGGGUCGGAGGCCCUCUGUCCGUCCAGCGGCGGCUCGGCCUGGAGGCGCACCUGUCCGCCCUGCGAGAGGCCUCCCUGGCCUCCGAGCUGGAGCGAGACGAGAAGCCAACCACCGGAGAUGACGAGGACCUACUGGGAGGUGAACACGAGCGCGCCCAGGCCGAGGUGGCCAGCAUGGAUAGCGCCCUGCUGCCCUACGUCUCCAACAUGCUGUCAGCUCAACACACCCAGAUCUUCAUGUGCCCGCUGUGUAACAAGGUCUUCCCCUCCCCGCACAUCCUCCAGCUUCACCUCAGCUCCCACUUCAGGGAGCAGGAGGGCAUCCGCGCCAAGCCCGCCGGAGACGUCAACGUGCCCACCUGCACCAUCUGCAGCAAGACCUUCUCCUGCAUGUACACGCUGAAGCGCCACGAGCGGACACACUCUGGUGAGAAACCCUACACCUGCACCACCUGCGGCAAGAGCUUCCAGUACUCACACAACCUCAGCCGCCAUGCAGUGGUGCACACGCGGGAGAAGCCGCACGCUUGCAAGUGGUGCGAGCGGCGCUUCACGCAGUCCGGGGACCUCUACCGACACAUCCGCAAGUUCCAUUGUGAACUGGUCAACUCGUUGUCAGUAAAGAGUGAACCGCUGGCACUGCCCAAUGUCAGGGAUUGGGCGAUUGAGGACAGCUCCCAGGAACUGUGGAAGUAGAACAGACUGCUGGGUUGGAUAAAGGGAAAGAAAGAGCAGAGUGAGAAAGGCAGAGCGCCAUGGGGAGGUGAAGAGAAGUUUGAUGUUCGGGGUUUAA